Molecule: messenger RNA, 2692 nt
Organism: Jatropha curcas
Lineage: Eukaryota; Viridiplantae; Streptophyta; Magnoliopsida; Malpighiales; Euphorbiaceae
Product: C2 domain-containing protein At1g53590
Molecular function (GO): lipid binding
Source: RefSeq, a predicted model, not a curated record
AUAAUGGAACUGUCUGCUUGCUUGACUGGAAGGUUUGAUCUCAAGAGAUGAUCGGCAAGUUGAGAAGUGCGAAGGCCAGGAGACAGAAAAUAGAGUCUAGUGAUUACUGGGUUGGAGCUAACUGAGAGAGAUGGAUAUAACAGAGGUAUCGAUAAUACAUCAUGUGGGAAUUGUACUGCUUUUGCUGUGGUUGCUUUCUCUCUUCAAUCAAUGCCAUCCAGUCGCUUACUUCAUUUCUUUGAUAUAUCUUUUCGCGGUCCAUGAAAGAUAUGUUAUGAGAUUGAAGAGGAAAUUGCAGUUCCAUGAAAGAAAGCAAGCCAAUCAGAAAAGAAUGCUCUCUGAUUCUGAAACUGUUCGCUGGUUGAAUCAUGCCGUGGAAAAGAUAUGGCCCAUAUGUUUGGAGCAGAUUGUAUCGCAGAAGAUUCUUCUUCCCAUAAUUCCUUGGUUCUUGGACAAGUAUAAGCCCUGGACCGCUAAAAAGGCUGUGGUUCAACACAUGUAUUUAGGAAGAAAUCCACCAAUUUUCACAGAAAUGAGGGUUCUUGGCCAAUGCGCCAGUGAUGACCACUUGGCACUGGAGUUGGGGAUGAAUUUUUGCACAGCGGAUGAUAUGAGUGCAGUACUUGCUGUCAAAUUAAGGAGAAGGCUGGGAUUUGGAAUGUGGGCAAAGUUGCAUAUGACAGCUAUGCAUGUUGAAGGGAAGGUCUUGAUUGGAGUGAGGUUCCUUCGCCAUUGGCCUUUCCUUGGUCGUCUGAGGGUAUGCUUUGCUGAGCCACCUUAUUUUCAAAUGACUGUCAAACCUAUUUUCACUCAUGGGCUUGAUGUCACUGAACUUCCUGGGAUUGCUGGAUGGCUAGAUAAGCUUUUGUCAGUUGCUUUUGAGCAGACACUUGUUCAGCCCAAUAUGCUUGUUGUGGAUGUAGAGAAAUUUGCUUCAACACAACCAGGUGAUUUAACAGAAAGUUGGUUCUCUGUGGAUGAGAAGGAACCCAUUGCUUAUGCCAUAGUUGAAGUUGUGGAAGCAUCUGACGUGAAACCAUCCGACUUAAAUGGAUUGGCUGAUCCAUACGUGAAAGGACAACUCGGACCUUACAAGUUCAGGACAAAAAUACAAAGAAAAACUUUGGCCCCAAAAUGGCAUGAGGAAUUCAAGAUCCCCAUUUCCACAUGGGAGUCCGCUAAUGUGCUAGCUAUUGAAGUUCGUGACAAGGAUCAUUUUGUUGAUGAUUCUCUUGGGCAUUGUACCAUUAGUAUCAAUGAUCUCAGAGAUGGUGAGAGACAUGACAUGUGGUUGCCUCUCCAAAACAUUAAAAUGGGAAGACUGCAUCUUGCAAUAACUGUUCUUGAAGAAAAUAUGAAGGGGGUUACGAAUAUUUUCAAUGGAGAAACGUUGAGUAAGGAAGAAAUACAAGAUUCCUUUGUAAGUGAGAUUGGAAAUAGAACUUCCUUUCCAUCAUCCACAUCAGACAAAUUUCACAGUGUGGAUAAUUUUGAGCCUAUCAAUGUUGAAGGGCAACAAGGGACUGGCAUCUGGGUCCAUCAACCAGGAAGUGAAGUGUCACAAAAAUGGGAACCCAGAAAAAGCAAGAGUGGGAACCUUGAUAAUCAAACCCAGGGAGUUCAUGAUGAUUCAGUUGGUGACACUCAUUCAACAGGUCCUGGGUCCUUUAACAACGACAGUAGCAGUGCUGAUGAAAAUGCUGAGGGUAAAAAUCGAAUGAACAAAGUCCGGCAGGGUUUACGCAAGAUUAGCUCGGUGUUUCAUAGAAGUCCCAAAAAUGAGGAUAGUUUGGGCAGUAGUGGGGAGACUGUUAAAUCCCCUUAUGCAAACAUUAAAGCAGUUAAUCAGAAGGAGAUUGGUGUGAAUUUCAUAGUGGAAGACAGACUUUCUGGGACCACAAUGAAUAAGAAUCUGAAGGAAGUUAAUUCGAGUCCUGAGGGAAGUGGUCCAGAAAGCCCAGGAAAGGGAAAUGUCAAAGACAUGGCGAAGGGUAUCUUAAAACAUGCUGAGAAGUCUGCUCGUACCAUAAAGCAUGUACUUUCUCGUAAAGGGUCAAGAAAAUCUCGAGGAAAUCCAUCUGAUGUGACAGAACUAGAAAUUUAUCCUGGGUCCGACUCUUCAGAUGAUGAAUCUCUUACACCGUCUCAAGUUCAAAGAAUCCCUAUUGUUUCCAGUUCCACACACUCCCAUUUUGCCAAUGACGAUUCUGAUAAAACCUGGGAGAGUGGUGUCCAGGCUGGUUCAAGUGAGUUUGUGAAGGACACUGAAGGCCAAAUGAAGAAGGUGAAUGUGGAAGUUCUGGAGAGGAUAGAGGAGACAAGGUGAGCUGCUCCUAUGGUGGUACCGGACUGGACUUCUCUGGAGAGAGAAAAGGGUAGCUUAAUCCAGUUGAAAUGCUGCAACUCUUCAUUGUACAUAAAUCCGUACAAAGUUAUCAUUGACAGGUUUGGAGAAUCUUGAUACAGCUAAACACACUGUAUUUGUUAAUUUGAGACCCGAUUGAAUUUGUUCUUAUUAGCUGUUGCGUAUAGCGUCUAUAGAAACAUGCUUUCUUUUUGUAAAUUUCGUAAGAUUCUUUUUUUUAUUAUUUAUUAUUAGAUUAUGUUGGAUGUAUGUAACUCUAAAAUUCGGAAUUGUGGGAUUAUGUAUUUUAGUUUAAACUGGACAGGGAGUUGCAGCUUUUCUUAUUUC